This is a messenger RNA of Arctia plantaginis, 267 nucleotides long. NCBI's taxonomy places the organism in Eukaryota, Metazoa, Arthropoda, Insecta, Lepidoptera, Erebidae. The record is from the annotation of a GenBank genome assembly.
AUGAGUUUGGCAAAGAAAAUCGGAUACAAUCCACUAUGGUUCUGUAUAACAGCUGGGUUUUCAGCUUCCUACUGUUUUUUGUUACCUGUCGGCACGCCAGGUAACCUUGUAGCACAGGGUGCUGCAAAAAUCCCUACAAAAAAAAUGAUUAAGGCUGGUGUUGGUCCCACAAUUAGUACAAUUUUAGUAUCUUGGUUUGCCUUCUGCUUCUGGUGCCCUAUAAUGUGGCCAGCUGUUUAUACUUUACCCGAAACGGCUGCAGAGUAA